Messenger RNA from Rhodamnia argentea, 2612 nucleotides. RefSeq names its product L-type lectin-domain containing receptor kinase IV.1-like. Bases 591 to 2582 code for a protein of 663 amino acids. The transcript has a single exon. Gene Ontology annotation, molecular function: protein kinase activity; ATP binding; carbohydrate binding. Gene Ontology annotation, cellular component: plasma membrane. Gene Ontology annotation, biological process: protein phosphorylation. The record is from RefSeq and is a predicted model, not a curated record. NCBI's taxonomy places the organism in Eukaryota, Viridiplantae, Streptophyta, Magnoliopsida, Myrtales, Myrtaceae.
UGCCCAAAACUAACAACACGCAGCUAAACGAGCCGAAUAUCUCGUAAUCCUAACAAUUAAAUGAGAAUCGACAUCAAAAUUGAGUAAAAUGCUACAACAAUUACGAAUAGGCUAAAGUACACUUAAACGCUAUCAAAAUAACUCUUACGCAUCAACAAAUCGCACACCCAAAGCAAUUAUUUAAGCCGUUAGCAACUCGCGUACAAAACCAUUAAAUUCUCACUCCCACUAAACCGUUGCUUCAAAACGAGUCUCGCUCAAACCCGCAGCUCUACAAUAUCAUAAUUUACCAUUUUCAUGAAAUUCCAAAGCUCAACAACUCAAAUAUCGGAGUUUUCUCUCUUUUCUUCUUAUUCUUCUUUCCCUUCUUUUUCUUCUUUUUUCCUCCGCGUUGGACGAGCUCUCGGUUUAAAAAGAGCCGAGUUGCCCAGUGUUCUCUUUUGGCUUUUCUUGUUGACUUUGUCAACUUUCCUUUUUAAAUGGAUCCCACCACUAUUUUGACCUCGUCAAAAAAAGCAAAUCAUAAGGUUUCUUGCGGAAUUUUGUAGUCUUUGUAACAGCAAUUGCUAAGCAGCCUUUGAGUUUGAGCCAUGUUCUUCAAGAUUCUUGUUCUGGUCUCUCUGCUAGCAGUUUCGGCUUACGCUCGAGAGACCAGCUUCGCGUACAACGGUUUCCAAUUAGCUGAUCUGACCGUCGAUGGGACGGCAGGGAUCACCCCCGAUGGCCUCUUGAAACUGGGCUACGACCUCCAAACGCAGCAGGGCCACGCCUUCCAUCCCUACCCAGUCCAGUUCAAGAACUCGCCGAGCGGCUCCGUCUUCUCCUUCUCCACCACGUUCAUCUUUGCAAUCCGAAGUCAGUUUCAUACUCUGAGCGGCCACGGGAUUGUCUUCGUGGUUGCGCCCCAGAGCGGCCUCCCUUGGUCGUUGCCGAGCCAAUACCUCGGCAUGUUCAACGAAACCAACAACGGCAACACCACCAAUCAUGUGGUUGGGGUGGAACUCGACACAAUCCUGAGCAGCGAGUUUCAGGACAUUAACGAUAAUCACGUUGGGAUCGACUUGAACGGGUUGACAUCAGCAAUGUCAGCUCCAGCGGGGUAUUAUGCACAUAGGGGCAAGUUCAAGAACUUGACUCUAAUCAGCGGUAAGGCAAUGCAAGUUUGGGUGGACUACGAUGGCGUGGAAAAGCAAAUCAAUGUCACAUUGGCUCCGAUCAACGUGCGAAAGCCAGACACUCCCCUUCUGUCUCUUACACGGGAUCUCGCGUCAAUUAUCAACGAGAACAUGUAUGUUGGCUUCUCGUCGUCGACCGGUUCAGUCCUAACUUCUCACUAUGUUCUGGGUUGGAGCUUCGGGGUACAUAGAGAGGCUCCGGCACUUGCCCUGCACCAACUUCCUAAGCUUCCUCAGAUCGCUAAAAAGGAAACGUCGAAAGUUCUGACUAUUGGCCUACCUUGGGUUGUUCUUUUCGUCAUAUCAAUGCUGAUCUUAAGCGUCGUUUCCGUGAUAAGAAGGAAACGGAAAUUUGCUGAGGUCCUCGAAGAUUGGGAGAGGGAGUACGGCCCACACCGGUUCAACUACAAAGAUCUUUACAUUGCUACGAAAGGAUUCCGCAACCAAGAGCUAUUAGGGAAAGGUGGGUUCGGCCGGGUCUAUAGAGGAAUCUUACCGACAUCGAAAAUAGAGAUCGCGGUAAAGAGGGUCUCCCACGAGUCGAGACAAGGCAUGAGAGAAUUCGUGGCAGAGAUCAUCAGCAUGGGUCGGCUCCGUCACCGCAACAUCGUGUCACUCCUUGGUUACUGCCGUCGGAAAGGGGAGUUGCUCUUGGUUUACGACUACAUGCCCAAUGGGAGCCUGGACAAGUACCUUUAUAACCAACCAAAGAUCACCCUCAAUUGGAGGCAAAGAUUUAGGGUGAUAAAAGGAGUGGCAUCUGGGCUGCUUUAUCUGCACGAAGGGUGGGAGCAAGUGGUGAUCCACAGGGAUAUAAAGGCGAGUAACAUCUUGCUAGACGCUGAUUUCAAUGGAAGACUCGGAGAUUUUGGGCUUGCAAGACUCUAUGACCAUGGAACCGACCCUCAAACGACUCACGUUGCAGGAACGCUCGGUUAUCUCGCCCCUGAGCAUGUGCGAACCGGCAAGGCAUCUAGGAGCACCGACGUGUUCGCAUUUGGAGUGUUUUUGCUCGAGGUCGCCUGCGGGAGAAGGCCGACAGAGAUUCGGGACGCGGAGGAUGUGAUAUUAGUGGACCGGGUAUUCUCUUGCUGGGACAGAGGUGCAAUUCUGGAGGCAAGAGAUCCGAAGUUGGGGGCGGAGUUUGUGGAAGAAGAUAUGGAGUUGGUGCUGAAACUCGGGUUGAUGUGUUCCCACUCGGACCCGUUGAUGAGGCCGAGCAUGCGUCAAGUUUUGCAUUACUUGGAGGGCGACAUUCCGACGCCAGAGUUUUCGUCCAUCGGCAGCAGGUUAACAUUCGGUCAUCACCAAGGUUUUGAUGAUUUGGCCAUGUGUCCGUCCUCCAUGGACAAGGCAUUUCCGCAAUCAUCUUCUGUCGCAGAAUCGAUUCUCUCAGGGGGGCGAUGAGCCUCGUGAUUUAGGUUCUAAUUUUACUCC